UGUUGGAGUGGGAAGGUGUUUGGAAAUUCGUCAGAGCAAUUACAUUCAGAAUUUUAGGGCAAUCCUCCAUUGGCAAUCAGUCAUGGCCCAAGAAAAACAGACAAUCACUAAACUGAAAGAAGUGAAGUUCUCGGCGUUGUCCCUUCAGGAAAAAGUCGCAAUUAAGAGAAGAGGUCGUCCAUUGCCUGAGGUCCAGAUAUCGCAGUCGGGAAUCAGCAAGAACAAGAAGUACAUUCGAAGUUUUAAUUCCGAGUGGUACCAGAAGAAAAAGUGGCUCUGUGGUUGCGAGGUGACGAACGCACUAUUCUGCUUCCCGUGCGUGCUGUUUGGAGGUGAUUCGACCUGGUCUAGAGACGGUUUUACAAAUAUAAACAAAAUGAAAGAGAAGACGGAAAAGCACGAGCAUUCCAAGAAGCAUAUUGGUAAUGUGGUAUCACUGUCCCUUCUCGGAACUGUAAGUAGUAAAGCAAAACUCAGUGAGGCCCACAAACUCUCCGUCAAUGAACACAACAGGAAGGUUGCUAAGAACCGUGAGAUUCUGUCCAAGAUAAUAGACUGCAUUAAAUUCUGUGGAAAUUUUGACGUUCCUUUUCGCGGACGUGAACUUGAUGAAGCAGGCGAUUCGGUUAAUCCAUGCGUAUUCAGAACACUCAUAGACUUUGCAUCGAAGCUAGACCCAGACUUGAGGAACCAUUUGGAAACAAAUGCAGUUUUCAAAGGAGUUCCUAAGGGCAUCCAGGAUGACGUUCUCGACUGCCUGCUGCAAGUAUACUACGAUCACGUCAAGAAAGAGAUUGAAGAUGCUUCCUUCGUAGCUGUCAUGGCUGGCGACGCAACGGACGUUUCAGAACGCGCUCAAACGAUUAUUAUUGUUCUAAGGUACUUGGUGAACGAGGAGAUCGUUGAGCGCUUCUGGGGCGUUUUCACUCCAGAGGAUCAUACAGCAGACGGGUUGGCAAAGUGCAUUCUCGCUCAGUUAGACUUAGUCCUCGAUGGGAAUAGUGAAAAACUGAUAGCUCAGACAUUUGAUGGUGCAAGUUUUGUGAAAUGUCGAAAAGGGGACGUUCAGGCCAAGAUAAAAUCAGUUUAUAAUAAUGCUCAUUUUGUCCACUGCUAUGCGCACCAAGUUGAUCUAAUGCUGGAAGAUGUGGCAAGUGUUACACGAAGUUCGAGACUAUUCAUCUCGAACUUUUCAGGCAUGGCAGCCUUUUUCUCAAGAUCACCACUACCUUCAUCCAUUCUCAAUAAACAUAUGAUCAGUCGCAUUCAGCCACCAUCAACUACGAGGUGGAACUUUCAGGUAAACAGCAUUUACGAGAACUUUGAACCCAUAAAAAACUGCAUUGAGGAACUGCAGAAAACAUCAAAUGUAAGUACAACCGUAGCAGAAGCCACAGGUAUUUUGAGUACCUUGAAUAGUGAACAUUUCAGGUUUUGGCUCCAGCUCUUUCAACAGAUUAUGCCUCACGCAGAAGUCGUUCACAACCAGAUGCAAUCUCGAGGAAUUGACGAGUCUAAAGCACGGGAGUAUGUUGCAAACUUCAAAAGUGCCAUUUUAGAAAUAAAAAAUUCAAGUUCCUGUAAGAAUCCUACACAGACAAUCAUGGCUGAAGCGGAGGAAGUAUGUGACUGCGUGUGUGCAGACAUAGCAGAGAGAUAUUCUUUCACUAAGCAUCUGGUAGCUGCUAAAUUGUUCAACAAGGAAAGUUUCGUACAUUUCAAGAAGAAAGGUGCCGUUGAAGAGAUCGGAGCAGCCACUGAGGCGUAUCCCAUGAUCAACAAAGAGAGACUUGAAACCGAACUUAACGUUUUCUACAGUAGAAGUGAUAUGCAUAGAUACGGCAAGUUGACUGACCUGUUAAAGUUAAUCGUUGGAAACGAUUUGGCUGAUGUUUUGGGUGAAAUGACAAAACUUAUCAAAAUUCUCUUGACAAUUCCGAUGGCCACAUCAGAGCCUGAGCGAUGUUUUUCAACGCUGAAAAGGGUAAAGACAGUUUUCAGUAGUUCUAUGAACCAGGAAGAAAGAUUAAAUGCACUCUCAGUCAUCUCGAUAGAAAAAACUUUCAUGAACGGUGCUUCGGGUAUCAAUGAAAAAGUUAUUGAUCUUUUUGCUGUAAACGAGAACAGAAGGGUGGAUUUCGUUUUCAAAUAAAGUUAUUGCAGUCAUGAUGAAGCCUUUUAAUAUCAAUACCUUGAGUAUUGUAAAGAUA
Molecule: messenger RNA, 2210 nt
Organism: Macrobrachium nipponense
Lineage: Eukaryota; Metazoa; Arthropoda; Malacostraca; Decapoda; Palaemonidae
Product: zinc finger MYM-type protein 1-like
Exons: 2
Coding region: 83-2152 (689 amino acids)
Molecular function (GO): protein dimerization activity
Source: RefSeq, a predicted model, not a curated record